GCCUACAAGAAGAUUGAACAAGAAGAAAACAAGGCCGAAUGGACCCAUGAACUCCUUUCUGCCGCUGCUGGUUUCGCUGCCAUGCGCGCCUACAACAAGAAGAAGGAAGAAGAAGGUGCCAACCCUGAAGAUGACCACCAUUUGGCCAAGCAAAUGAUUGCUGCUCUUGCUGCUGCCUCCGUUGACCACCUUGUCGAAACCAAGGGUAUGGACUGGGUUGACCGCCACAAGGCUAAGAAGGAAGCCGAAGAAGAA
This is a messenger RNA of Rhizopus microsporus ATCC 52813, 255 nucleotides long. RefSeq lists its product as uncharacterized. Lineage: Eukaryota; Fungi; Mucoromycota; Mucoromycetes; Mucorales; Rhizopodaceae. The transcript has a single exon. The annotation marks the transcript as partial. The record is from RefSeq and is a predicted model, not a curated record.